AUGACGGCGCGUGUUCUAUCAUCAUGGAACACAAUCCACACACACUGCAGGCUCAGAAAACUCAAUCUUUCUCGCUAUCUAUCCGCAAAACCGGCAGCCGACAAUAACACGUACUCAAACACCCUGCUUCUUCCGAAAACCUCAUUUCCAUUGAGGUCGAAUCCCAAGGAGACAGACAAUACUUAUAGGGAUCUAUCCUGUGAUUCACUCUACCGGUGGCAGUGGGAAAACGCGAAAGGGCCACUUUUCGUGCUGCACGAUGGACCACCCUAUGCCAAUGGUGACUUGCACAUGGGCCAUGCCCUCAAUAAGAUCAUAAAGGACAUAAUCAAUCGGUUUCACCUAUCGCAAGGCCGCAAAGUCCAUUAUGUGCCAGGUUGGGACUGCCACGGUCUUCCGAUUGAAAAUAAAGCUAUGAAGGAAAUGAAGCGUAGUCCACUCAACACGCCAGCUUCCGUUAUCCGAAACGCAGCAAAGGAGACUGCUUUGAGGGAAAUCGAUUCUCAGAGGAAUCAGUUCAGACCCUUGGCCGUGAUGGCUGACUGGGAUUCGCAGGAAAGAACAUAUCGCACACUUGACCGGCACUAUGAGAUCAGACAGCUACGGAUAUUCCAAAAGAUGGUCGAAAAAGGCGCGUCCCUGGCUGAAGCUGAGCUGGAAUAUAAGGAUGACCACGUUUCCCAUUCCGUCUAUGUCACCUUCGAUCUCGCUGAACCCAACGAUGUACUACGGAAGCUUGUUUCGAACAGACCGAAAGUACAGUUUCUGGUAUGGACCACCACUCCUUGGACAUUAACAGCUAACAUGGGUAUUGCCGUUCACGACGAGCUUGUUUACGAGGUAGUCGUCAGAGAGGAUGGUGGGGUACUUAUCGUGGCACGCGACCGUUUGGAUGCACUUUCAUCGUUCCUCGGUGAAGUUCAGGUCAUUGGUAGUAUCACAGGAAAGGACUUGGUUGGCGUUUCAUACCAUCCCAUAUUCUCUUCUGCAUCGUCCCCAGCUCAGCCUCUGAAAAUCAUCCACGCCCCCCAUGUUACAGCACUUUCAGGCACUGGGCUUGUACACUGCGCACCAGCGCAUGGUGCCGAAGACUAUGAUGCUUUCCGUCUGCAGAAUCUACUUCAGACCUCUGGCCCUACCGGCUCCAACGUGUUGUGCCAUGUUAAUAGCAGAGGCCAAUUUACCUCAGAAGUUGUGGAUGUGGUAGGACCUGAACAUGCACCGAAGCUUGUUGGACAGGAGGUGUUGGGUGACGGAAACAAAGCUAUGGUCAUAUUGCUGAAGGAACUGGAUAAGGUGUUGAAAAUCCAACGAAUUAAGCAUCGAUACCCUUACGAUUGGAAAACUAAUGAACCCAUCAUUGUGACUGCUACAUCGCAGUGGUUUGCCAAUCUUGACCACAUCAAGGCCGAUGCGCUGGGUGCCUUGAAGGACGUUUCAUUCUUCCCGGAACUUUCCCGUAAACGCCUUGAAGCUUUCGUGCGAUCGCGAUCCGAAUGGUGUAUAUCCCGACAACGCGUCUGGGGCGUACCCAUUCCUGCCCUCCACCACAUUGCCUCCGGCCGCGUCGUUCUGGACUCACCUACUCUUGAAUACAUCAUCAACGCCCUCGAAACCAAGGAUGUCGACUGGUGGGAGUCUCCCAUAGAAGAGUUCGUCCCGCCCUGGCUUUUAGAAGACGGUAAAUCGGCAGCAGAGACGUGGGAGCGCGGCAGGGACACCAUGGACGUGUGGUUCGACAGUGGCACGUCGUGGUCGAUGCUCGAGGAGAUGGGGGUUGGUCGCGAUCGGGCCGGGUCGCGUACUGCUGGCAAUGGAAGGCAAUUUGACGCGGAUGUCUGCUUGGAAGGGUCUGAUCAGCAUCGUGGGUGGUUCCAGAGCCAGCUGUUGACCGCUAUUGGAUCGCGAUCGUCUGAGGAUAAGGCUGUUAGCCCGUAUGCGGCCCUUAUUACUCAUGGAAUGGUGCUCGAUGAGAAGGGCAAGAAGAUGAGCAAGUCGUUGGGUAACAUCGUCAGCCCCAUGACAAUAGUGAACGGUUCCCAGGAUGGGAAACAGCCGGCUUAUGGUGUUGAUGUACUUAGGCUUUGGGCAGCGACUGUUGACUUUUGGAGAGACAUGUCCAUCGGACCUACGGUUAUUUCCCAAGCUGCAGAGUCUCUGCGCAAGCUACGCAACUCUGCGAGGUUCUGUCUCGGCAACCUUGAUACUGACAGCUUGGAUAGGCUGGGGAGAGUGCCGAAGGCUGAAAUGAAUAUUUUGGAUCGAUAUGUUAUGCAUGAACUAUAUACCCUAGAACAGACAGCUUUAGAAGGCUACAAAUCCUAUAAUUUCCCAAAAGUAAUCAGUGCUCUAAAUAAUUUCGCUAACAUAACCCUGUCAUCUUUAUACUUUGACAUCACAAAAGACUGCUUGUAUGCAAACACCAUUGAAAGCCAUGAAAGGAGAGCAGUGUGUACAGUCUUGGAACAGAUUCUGGGAACCAUGACGAAGGUUUUGGCACCAGUUCUCCCUUACCUCGCUGAAGAAAUACACGCAACCUGGAAAGCUGACCAGAAGUCGGUCUUCAUGACACCUUGGACUCCUUUGGGUAUGGAAUGGAAGGAUGAACAGGCGGCAGCAGAUGUGUCCCAGUUGCUUGGUGUUCGUACCACGGUACUCUCUCUCCUUGAGAAAGCCAGGCGUGCAAAGUACCUCAGAAGCUCCCUGGAGGCUGAAGUGAAAAUCGUAUAUCCUGGAGGACACCACAAUGAGACCCUUGUGCAGCUGCUGAAACGUGAAGAAGAUUUACUGAAAACGUUGCUCAUCGUUUCCGACGCUUCUGUUUCGGACAAGGCGGAUUUUAGCACAGAGGACUUGGAGUGGUCAUAUGCAAACACAACUGAUAUCAAAAAUGCUUGA
This is a messenger RNA of Psilocybe cubensis, 2898 nucleotides long. RefSeq names its product Isoleucine--tRNA ligase, mitochondrial. Gene Ontology annotation, biological process: isoleucyl-tRNA aminoacylation. Gene Ontology annotation, molecular function: tRNA binding; ATP binding; aminoacyl-tRNA deacylase activity. The transcript has 18 exons. The record is from RefSeq and is a predicted model, not a curated record. Gene Ontology annotation, cellular component: cytosol. NCBI's taxonomy places the organism in Eukaryota, Fungi, Basidiomycota, Agaricomycetes, Agaricales, Agrocybaceae. The coding region runs from base 1 to 2898 and encodes 965 amino acids.